This is a messenger RNA of Manihot esculenta (cassava), 616 nucleotides long. Its product is annotated as protein EARLY FLOWERING 4. Gene Ontology annotation, cellular component: nucleus. Gene Ontology annotation, biological process: entrainment of circadian clock; positive regulation of circadian rhythm. The transcript has a single exon. The record is from RefSeq and is a predicted model, not a curated record. Lineage: Eukaryota; Viridiplantae; Streptophyta; Magnoliopsida; Malpighiales; Euphorbiaceae. Bases 145 to 498 code for a protein of 117 amino acids.
GCAGCUUAGUCUACGAGGAUAACCGACCGCUUCGUCUUCCCUCCCCUUCCCUUGCUCAACCCAAUGCAUUCACAAAAUGUCGAAUCAAAAUUGCCCCUAAUUAUCACGUGACCUCUCCUGCCGCUCGCCGCCGUCGAAUCCACCAUGAACGACACUGCCAAUCCCAAAGCCACGAAGCGUAGUCACAAACACAUCAUCGACGUGGACGACGAUGAAAGAGAUACUGAGGUCUGGGCAACAUUCAACUCCACUUUCGGGCAAGUCCAAUCGGUUCUCGAUAGGAACAGAAAUUUGAUCCGACAAGUGAACGAGAAUCACCAGUCUGGAACACCAGACAGCAUGGUAAAAAACGUUGCCUUGAUUCAGGAACUUAACGGUAAUAUUUCCAGGGUUGUCUCGCUUUACUCCGAUUUGUCUUCCAAUUUCUCUACUUCGUAUCAGCAGCGUAACGGUGAUUUCUCCGGUAACAGUAACAGUAACAGCAGCGGAAGGUCGUAAUUUUCAAUAUUUUUGGGUUUGUUCAUUUUCAUUUGCAGUUACGCAAUUAUUGAUAUAUUGUUUGUAUUUUGGAAAAAUAUAUAUAAGUAAAAUAAAUCGUGUAGUGUGCUUUUUAAAA